CCGGGACAAACCCUCGCGCCGGGUCAAACACUCACCCCUGGACAAACUCUAGUCCCUGGAGCAACCUUGGCUCCCGGCCAAACUCUUGCCCCGGGACAAACGCUCGUCCCUGGGCAGACAACUGUGCCAGGAGCAACUCUUGCGCCGGGACAAACGCUCGUCCCUGGGCAGACAACUGUGCCAGGAGCAACUCUUGCACCGGGCCAGACUCUUGCUCCUGGGCAGACACUUUCCCCCGGUCAGACAGUGGCACCAGGAGGAUUGGCGACAAGGCAGAGCUCGGCUGCGAGCCAGCUUGUGCCGGGGCAAACGGCGGUGCCUGGGGCGACUCUCGCCCCAGGCCAGACGCUGGCUCCGGGGCAGACUCUCGCCCCAGGAGAAACGCUCGCGCCAGGUCAGACGGUGGCGCCAGGA
This is a messenger RNA of Coccomyxa subellipsoidea C-169, 414 nucleotides long. RefSeq lists its product as hypothetical. The annotation marks the transcript as partial. The transcript has a single exon. Lineage: Eukaryota; Viridiplantae; Chlorophyta; Trebouxiophyceae; Coccomyxaceae. The record is from RefSeq and is a predicted model, not a curated record.